UCUUCUAUUUUCACUCCAAGAUUCGAUUUUUGCUCUUAAAAAAACUGAUCUUUUGUACUCGUCGGUGGUUUAGGCUAUGAAUUCCUGUAAUUUUAAUUACUUUGCUGCUUUUAUUUGUUUGUAUAGAUCUGUCGCAUGAAUCUUGGGGUUGGGUAUUUUCUUGCAGCUUUAAAUCAAUCUUCGGCGCUUUCCUUUUUGGGUGAUAAAUUUGUGAUUUUUCUUGGUGAAUCAUCCUGCGUACUUGAGGGUUUUGGCAUUUUAGUUCAUGAUGAGAGAAGAUAACAUUUCUGAUGGAUCUCAUAAGCCACGGUCUGUUUUUAGAGAUGUAACAAACCAGCUUGGCAAAAGGAGUUCAUCUUUGAUUUCGGGUAAAAAACCCGGAGAUAGGGAGAGGGAGAACUUAGGGGCUAAGCGUGUUCUUGAAAGUGAUGGAGACAGUGGAAAAAGAGCUUGUCUUUCGCCCCGAGGAUCUAUUGAAAAUAAUCCUUUGACAAGGAAUGCUAUAGUUGAUAGUUUAAAGAACCCCAUUGGAAGCAAGGCCCUUGAUGUUUCAUAUCUUGAUAAACGCAAUGCUAUUGCUAAGAGUGUUAGUGAGGGCUUAAGGAAAGGGUAUGUAGCUGGUAUCUCGGGUUCAGAAGGUCUAGAUGUUGGGAAAACGUUUGAACCUUGUGGAGACCGAGCCAGUUCUGAAAGCACCGAAAGUGAUACUAAUGGAUGCCCGAAUGAAGGCGAGGAGCAUGGUGCUGAAAAUCUGGUUAUCAGUCAGUCGGGGUCAAUUGACUAUUCAAGAUUUCUCGAGUCACAGGAAUCACAGGUUGAACCCGAGAAAUGCACAGAACUGAAGGCUAUUGAUGGUUGCUCUGAACCGGUUACAGCCAUUGACUCCACCAAAACUUGCUCGUGCUCUUUUUGCACCAAAGCUGCUUAUAUGUGGUUAGACCUCCACUACCAGGAUGCAAAGGGUCGAAUAGCUGCAUUAAAGAAGAGUCAGAAAGAAGCAAGCAUUUUAGUCGAAAGAAGUUCCAAAGGAAAGGCACCUCAGAAAUAUGGUACGGUACAUAACAGUGAUGUGUCUAACUUGGAAUCGAGUUUAUGGGGUCAGUGGAGGUCUCUCUUUUUACACAUGGAGAAUAUAUACGAGUGUGAAAUCAGCCAACUCGAGUCUAGUUUGCUCUCGUUAACUGAUCUCAAGGAAAGAUGCAAGGCGGAACUGGAAUUGAUUAACAAGGCGCCUCCAGAGCCACCCGAGCAUUGAUAUCUUCUUGCCCCGUUCGUCUUUCUGUGUCUGUAAUUUUACUCUUUCAAAUUUCUGCGGUUAUCCUCUUGUUAGCCUGUAUCUGUAAAGUAGGUGAAAUUGUGAGUUGUACUCUAGUUUGGUUUGGAAUCAAUGUAGGAUUCAUUUCAGGUGUUUUCUUGUUUUCUGGUAUUUACUUCCAUUUUCUCAACUUGGUUAAGGGUGCAUUUUCUCUCAAGUGUUGCACUUAUCCUCAUGUUAAAUGUAAACAUAUAUUUUACUGAACAAGAAGUUCAUAGUUCCAUUAUUUGUUCAUAUAAA
Molecule: messenger RNA, 1555 nt
Organism: Ipomoea triloba (trilobed morning glory)
Lineage: Eukaryota; Viridiplantae; Streptophyta; Magnoliopsida; Solanales; Convolvulaceae
Exons: 5
Coding region: 266-1255 (329 amino acids)
Source: RefSeq, a predicted model, not a curated record